AUGUAUAAUGACCUAGAAAGAUUCAUCUCUUUUACGGAAAGAGAAGGAUUUGAUAAAGAUCAAUUAAUUUUAAGCAGUUUAUAUCCAUAUAAUUGUGAUUUUUCAUUACUUGAAUUAUGUUGUUAUCAUGGAGCUGUUGAUUGUUUCAAGUUAUUACUAACGAACAAACUAUUAUGGGGAAACAGCUCUUCAUUUUGCAGCAGAAAAUAA
Messenger RNA from Trichomonas vaginalis G3, 210 nucleotides. Its product is annotated as protein of unknown function (DUF3447). The transcript has a single exon. The record is from RefSeq and is a predicted model, not a curated record. Lineage: Eukaryota; Parabasalia; Trichomonadida; Trichomonadidae. Bases 1 to 210 code for a protein of 69 amino acids.